This is a messenger RNA of Colletotrichum godetiae, 2051 nucleotides long. RefSeq lists its product as uncharacterized. The record is from RefSeq and is a predicted model, not a curated record. Gene Ontology annotation, cellular component: cytoplasm. Gene Ontology annotation, biological process: ubiquitin-dependent protein catabolic process. Gene Ontology annotation, molecular function: ubiquitin binding; ubiquitin conjugating enzyme binding. Lineage: Eukaryota; Fungi; Ascomycota; Sordariomycetes; Glomerellales; Glomerellaceae. The transcript is spliced from 4 exons. The coding region runs from base 312 to 1685 and encodes 457 amino acids.
AGCAUUAAGCUCAAGCUGGCGAGGUUCCCAGUUCCCCAAAGGAGGCGCGGCGUCAUCAGCUUCGUAACCCACUUUAAUGUCAUCUCGCCAGCUGCUCUCCAGUCUCCAACCCCUCCGUCCGGGCGCGCGCAUUCCGCAACGUCCUUGCACGUAACAAUCUCGCGAAAGCAAGCAAAUUACCCCCUCCUCCAUCCUCGAGCGACUUUGCUUGCCAGCUACUCCUAUUAUUCUGCUGGGGACCUUCAUCUUGCACCAAAACGAUCCCUCUCCCAAGGAGAGAAGAAGUACAGGAGAGCGACCGAACAGUAGUCAUGUCUGCCCCCAUCGAAACAAACAAGCUUACUUCCUCGAGCGGGCCCGAGUCGCCUACAACAGUCCGACCCUUGGAUCUAUCCGACGACGAAGACGUCCAGGAAACAGGUGUUCUCGGCGGUGAGGCUCCCACUACAUCCCAGGCUACUACCACCAACUCCAACACCACCUCGUCCAAUAUGACCUCCUCGACACCCGCCGCCGCUGCCGAAGCGGCCCCACCAAAGCCCCCGAGGCCCUCCGGCGAGACGCAGAAGACGGAGGACAUCUUAAAGGAGGCUUUCCCCAGCAUCGACAUCUCCGUCAUCAAGGCGGUCCUGAGAGCCAGCGGCGGAAAGAUUGAUCCGGCGUUCAACGCCCUACUGGAAAUGACCGACCCCGAUGCGGCCCAGGGCGAGACCACCGACGAACGACCCCCUCCCCAGCCUCCCCGCCCCCAGGGUGGCGGACCGCAGCUAUCUCAGCUUGAGGCUGACGAGCUCUACGCGCGACAGCUGGCGGAACAUUUUGACAAUGUCGGCAGCUACGAGGCUAGAACGUCCAACCGGAGCCCCGGCGGCGGCGGCGGUGGCCGUGUGAGAAGGCAGCAGACCGGCCUCGAGCCCAGACCGAACUCCGAGGACCGCGAACCCAACUUCUUCGACGACGAGUUGCCGGUGAUUCAGGAGAAGCUCCGAAAGGGGUUCGUGGAGACGCAGGGCAAGGUCAACAGCUGGAUUACCACAAUGAAGAAGAGGUUCGACGAGGAGUUUGCCGACGAGGACGAAUCCAGCCAACAGCGACCGGGCCAAGGUCAGGGUCAGGGCCAGUACGGCGCCCGACGACCCGGCGAGUCGAGCCGUCGGAGCGGCGAUUACGAGAGAUACGACGCCGAUCCCCAGGUGCUCAGCGACGACUUUGCGGGUAUGAAGUUCACCGCCGACGGAACCCCUCUCCGCGAUAGUAACAGACCUCUGUCAAACCCUGACCUCUACAAACCCCCUCCACCCUCAAAGUCGCCCAAGCCCCACGACGGCCGUCACGUGGCCUUCAGAGAAGGCGCCGAGGAGAUUGACGUGUACGGCUCGUCGCCCAGACGCUCCGCCGAGGACCUGUCAGGUGCAAAGGCCAAGGCCAGCAAGUGGCAGCCCCUAUCGACGGUCGACCCGAACCCCAUCAGCGACAACGACCCCUUCAGCCUAGGCGACAGCGAAGAUGAGCGGGAGGCAAAGGAGAAGGCCGCGUCCACCAGCAAGGAUACUACUGCCAAGGACGCCGGCGCCAGCUCAGAGGACAGCGAGAGGCUCAAGAAGGCUGCUGCCGAGGCCAUGGCGGAUAGUCUCGUCGAGUCCAAGAGCGGCGAGGCGGCUGGCGCUGAGACCAAGAAGAACUGAAGAUCUAAAUAUCAAGAGCGAGGCUUGGACUGUGGUGGUCUGAGGAGGGAAGGCGGCUUUUGCGUUGAUACAGUACUUUCAUUUUCAGAUAUCCAAAAUCUCCCACUCCCAUGGCUUGAGCCACAGGUGAAGACAGCCUGGAAAACAGGGGGGGUCUCGGGAGGCAUGGCGAACCUGGGAUUUUAUGAUUCCCCUUUCCAUUUCACUAAGAAACGUACCUUUAGUUAGGACAUCUAAAUUGAGAGUAUCCCGCAAUGUUAUUACUGUUGUUCAUGUUUCUCCCUCGUUAUCGAAGAAAUCCAAAAUUGGAUUUCAUGUUGUCGCUUAGGAACCAGGCCGGUUUGCCGACUUGGCGGUGGUGUGAGU